UUUUAAGAACAGUAUCACAAAAAUGGAUAGAGAAAAAAUCCUCGGCUUUCCACUCUACAAGUAGUCUCACUGAGGGUGCGCGUUCACGCGCAGGGGAGGACGAUUCCGUGGACUGCACAACACCGGACCCGUCCCUACAAUACUCAACCGACCGUGGAGCCGCGAGAGCACCGAGAGAGAGAUGGACGGAGUGGGAUCGUUCGGAGCCGGUCGUGCCGGAGCUGUUUUCGACCCGAUUGCUUUUGCCAAGCAACCGCAGACCAUCCUCAGAGUCUUAUCAUGGGUGUUUUCCCUGGUGGUUUUUGCGUCCAUCGUGAACGAGGGUUACGUGAACAUGGGCAGCGAGCGUCUGCACUGUGUGUUCAACAAGAACGCUGACGCGUGUAACUAUGGCGUGUUCCUGGGCCUGGUGGGCCUGCUGGCCUGCUCCUUCUUCUUCCUCCUGGACUACAAGUUCCAGCAGCUCAGCUCCAUCAAGGACAGGAAGAAGGCUGUGAUGCUGGAGGUGGGCUUCUCGGGUUUCUGGACUUUCCUGUAUUUCGUGAGCUUCUGUUUCUUGGCCAAUCAGUGGUCUCGAACCUCUGCUGACGAGCUGCCUCUCAACCAGGGGGCGGAUGCUGCCAGGGCUGCCAUUGCCUUCUCAUUCUUCUCUAUACUGACCUGGGCUGGUCUGACUGUGUUGGCGGUUAAGAAGUACCUACUGGGGACAGACAUGACACUGUUCACCACUGAGCACCUAGAUGUCAACACAGGGGCCCAGCCCUACCCCACCAUCUCACCUGGGGGCCCCGCUCAGCCCACAGAGACCUACCAGAGCCCCCCCUUCACCGAGGGUCUGGAGAACGACGCUGCCGCCCCCACAUACCAGGUUCCCAUCUACUGACAACCCCCCCCCCAAAGAAGAGAGGGAGGGGGGAGUGGUACAAAGAGAGGGAGGGGUGGAGAGCGAGCGCCUGGGAGACUGGUUGCACUUCCAGUGUAUGUGUGUGUGUUCCCUGAGGGGGGAGAGUGUGUUGGUUUCUGUUAUAAAGGAUGUGUCUUGGUGUGGUUGUGUGAACAGUUGGGUGUUUCGUUGUGUUGGGGGGCGGUUGGUCUGGGAGCUGGGGGAUAGAAGUGUGUGGAUCACUCAUAGCACACUGGGUCAAGGCUGGGGGAGUGCUUCUCUUUGUUUACCGCUGCCUGCCAUCAGUAUUCAGUAUUGUUGUUGAUGUUAUUUAUCUGUUCACCUGGUUCAGGUCACACAGAGGGUAAUGAAACAGGGACUAGUCCAGGACUCCAUCCAAAACGCGUGCUGGACAAAACAGUAGUAAGCGACACAUAACAGUAGCCUACUUAAAAUAAAGAAAAAAGUAUUAAAUUGUCUCUUUAUUGCCAAUGAAAGGGGAGUCUUUAGUUGCAUAUGGUGUAUUAAGUAGUCCAUCCCUUCACUUGCCUGCAACGACAAUUGUACUAUCUGCAUGUUUUUGACUUAGAUAUCAACUAAGUGCCAUACUGUACUGUAGUCUGUGUCUCAGACAGUGACUUGAAAUAGUCGUUAUAUUUUUCCACACGCUGUAAAAACGUUACGUGACCAAGUGCAAUAUCUCACAUUGUGUGUAGGCUUAGCCACAGACAAGAUUUGACGUUUCGUCUCAAAUCCCGCCUGCGUGGUUCUGGGUCCCUCCUCUCAAACCCGGGUGGCUAACGCUAACAUGCUAACCAUUAGCUGCUCUGGUUUGCAGCCUUUAGAGCCGGACAGGGGGGUUGCCAUGGCACUGGCAGAUGUGGCGGGGCAGGGGCAGAGAAGAUUUGGACUGAAUCAGGUACGUUUAUGUUUACGGUUUAGAAGCUGCCAAACUGCCCUGGGUUCUUAAACUUAACCUUUUAUUACUACUGUAUAUUGUUAGUAUUUUUAUUUCUUUUUUUUUAAUCUCAAAGGUGAUCGGUCGGUUAGCUCGCAUGUAAAGAGGAGUUCAGUGUCGAUGUGACUGGCUAAUUCAUUGAUCUCGGCUUUGCUACUGAAGCAACCGUCAAGUGGGUUGAAGCGUGUUGCCAUGGUGAAAGUGUCAGGGUUGGGAGGGGAGGGUGUUUGUGUGCUUGUGUGUGUGUGUGUGUCUGUGUGUGUGUGUGUGUGUGUGUGAAAGAGAGUAUUUGUUGUGAAAGGUCUGUAUAAAAAAAAGGCCUACAUUCUGAUGUGUAAAUAAUUAUUUUCAUUGACAUGUAGUCUGUUAAGUGAGAGGAACAUGCCACUUUCUGAGUUUCCCCGAGGUGGUAGAAUCAAUAUUGUCCAUGUAUACCAAGGAUGUGAAACGUAUAUUUACUCGUGUCAAUAUGGAGUUUGCGUCUUGAUGAAAGAGCGAAAUAUGAAGAAUUAUAUAUAUAUAAGAUUGAUAUUAUUGACGUCCAGAAUGCCUUGCCUGCUCUUUCUGGACACGCAUAAGAGCCCCCUCUUCUGGUAGCUAACGGUGGUGCACAGGAGGUUUCUGUCUGUCAGAAAAGGAAGUAUGGAUGCAUGAAAUAUUGUAUUAUGAACUGUUCCAUGUUGAAUACUGUAUGAUUCUUCUGUUUAGGAGCCAAUCAGUCUGAAUUGAGAUUUGAUUAAAAAAAAAAGAAGAAGAAAUUGAUAACUCAGAGAUUGAAUUAAUUGAACAAUGUCAGGUCGCCUCUGGUAUAACAGCAGAGUUACAUGAAGUAGCGAAGUGGAAACGAAGACAUGUAACAGCACCAGUCAUGUCUGUACGGUGUUACAGGUGUGUCAUGUCUGUACGGUGUUACGGGUGUGUAUCAGUCUAACCUUUGGGGGGGGGGCGGGGGGGUGAAGAUUCUCGGUGCUUCUCUUUAAUGUUAUAGAAACAUUCUGUGUUUGUUCUCUCGACUAGACUCACGUGCACUAGAGUGGUAUUGAUUGUAUCUAAGUACGUAUUUACUUAAUGGAACCCGUAUGUGAUGGUGUCCUGGGUCUGCUGUGUCAUGUACUAAUGAAGAGUAUAGUAAUAAGAUUAACAAUAAGGAUAAUAAUGCACUCUUGUUGGAAAUGCUUUGUGCGACCAGUGUUAAAGGGACAGUCCACUGCAAAAUCAAUAUUGCUUUCAGAUCUUAAAAGGGAUCUGGUUGUGACAAGUCUUUGGCAAGUGUUAGUGUGGAUCCAGUUGACAGGCCUGCACUGUGCAUACUCCACAGGAGCCAGGCAGGUGUAGCUUCAUCCACACACUGGCUUCACAGGAUGCUGGGUUGUGGGUUCCUCAGACGGUCCACGUUCAACUCUCUUUGGAGGUAUGAAAACAUCAGGCAGCCUUUGAUUUUUGGGUGGAUUAUUCCUUUACUGUUGUUUCUGUUUAGUUCCCUCUUGUUCUGGGUCAUUCCUCAGUGUACAAAGAUCAGUGUCACUGUCCAUGUUACUGCAGUCUGACAUCACUCUAAUAAAGCAGACCAUUUUGGAGG
Messenger RNA from Osmerus eperlanus (European smelt), 3420 nucleotides. It is a transcript of the gene syngr3a, whose product is annotated as synaptogyrin 3a. The transcript is spliced from 4 exons. The record is from RefSeq and is a predicted model, not a curated record. Gene Ontology annotation, cellular component: neuromuscular junction; synaptic vesicle membrane. Lineage: Eukaryota; Metazoa; Chordata; Actinopteri; Osmeriformes; Osmeridae. Bases 182 to 883 code for a protein of 233 amino acids.